Molecule: messenger RNA, 1941 nt
Organism: Recurvomyces mirabilis
Lineage: Eukaryota; Fungi; Ascomycota; Dothideomycetes; Mycosphaerellales; Teratosphaeriaceae
Exons: 2
Coding region: 1-1941 (646 amino acids)
Biological process (GO): protein secretion
Cellular component (GO): endoplasmic reticulum membrane
Molecular function (GO): protein binding; guanyl-nucleotide exchange factor activity; GTPase activator activity
Source: RefSeq, a predicted model, not a curated record
AUGUUCAGUCAACCGCGUGUCUCGUUUGCGAAAGCGACACUGCCAUAUCCCCUGUUUGCAGCCGACUUCGAUCCAUAUAAUCGUGGCUACCUUGUAGUCGGUGGUGGAGGUGGAGAGAGCAAGACUGGUGUGCCCAACAGACUGACUGUCCUCGAUAUAUCGAAUCGUGCUUCAAUCGAGACCGCGGCCGAGAUAGACCUCUCCCGCGAUGAAGACUCGGUGCAGUCUUUGGGUAAUCUUGCUACCAAGGAAGGUCUGAUCACGUUUGCUGGUGUCAACUCGUCACGGGACGCGCAAGCUGCAGGCAAGAACGAGCAUUUGAGAUCAUUCGAGAUCUCGUAUCCUCCUCGCAAGAAGCAGAAAACCGAGAAGGAAGGAGAGGUAGCCACUGGCACAGUCAAGCCGCUAGGACAGCGCUCCCUCUUCAGGCCUGCCAAGGACAAGAGUGAGACAUAUCAGCGCGUCUUGCGCCUAUCCCCUGCGCAGAAGCGGGACAAUGGCAGUAAGCGGAUUGGUGCUGUCGCAACGGGCAUGGCAAGGGAUAGCGAGGUAGUGGUGUUCAGCGCUACGAGUGCUACACCUAGUGACGCCGACGUGAUCGCUCGAAUCGACUUGCCUGAAGGCGACGAAGCCGCCGAUAUCGACAUUACCGAGCCAGAGCAGUCUGAGUUCAGUCUGGUAUACUGCACGGACUACGAUGUUUACGAGCAGACCUAUAAGUAUGAUUUUGGUUCGAAGAAAACAGAGAAGACGCCGAAGGGACCUCGUCGUAUUCAUCAGAUGCCGCAGCCAGAUACAGAUGCCAAUAUCAAGGCAAGACCAAAGUUCCGCUCGGUGCGAUUCUUGAACUCCCAGAAUAUCGUGGCGCUGGUCAACAAAUACAACAAGAGCGGUGCCGAGCUCCGUGUCUACCAUCUGUAUCCUACCGGCCCAGCUACAGCACUUCUCCAGAAGAGCUUGCCAUCACACAUCAAGUCUGCUGUCAGCAUGGACAUCUGCGCCCUGGACGUAGAUAAGAAUGGCGAUCAGCAAGUCAUUGUGGCUGUGGCUGGCCAGGACAUCAGCAUCGAAGUCUACACCACGAACUACCAGCGUGCCACGGACACCUUCUCACCAUUCAAGAGCUACAUGACUCUGCGAGAUGUGCAUGAACACCAGAUCACCAAGAUCUGCCUCUCGCCAUUCUACUCACCGACACGAGCUGCAGACGCAGUAGAUGGUGCAGAUAUCAAGCAGAAAGCGAGCCAUCCCGGACCUCAAUACGUCCGCCUCGCCUCGAUCUCUUUCGGCAAUACAGUCGUCGUGGACACCCUCCCACUCGCGCCUUUCAAGCCCAAAGACAAGCACAGCCGAUACGUCCUCAGCCAUCCUCGGGACGAACGAUUCUGGACAAUUGCAUACAUCGCUAUUGCCACGAUCAUGGUUCUCGUCACAGCUUUUCUGCUGCAGUCUUUCACCUCCGGCUUCUCGGGCUCCUCAUCGGGACCAUUCAGCCUUCUACCACAGAAUGUGAAAAAUUACCUCGACCAGCCAGUCGCAGCUGUUCGAGCCGUUGGCCAUGGUGUGGAGUCUACAGUCUCCUCGGCAAUCGAGCACAAUAUUCCCACUGCUGUACCAGGCGCAGGACGACUGCGCGACCUUAUCGCCACGCACCUUUCGCACUCAGAAUCGCGCUCGAAAGCGCUAGUUGUACGCGACGCGGGCGAUAGUACCGACCUGUCUGUUGACGUUCAUCCCGAUCGUGAGGAGUAUCUUAAGGCGGAUGCUAAGGCUAAGCAUUGGGAGGAGCUUAGUGCUGAGCAGCAGGCGAGCUGGAAGCAGCGACUUGUGCGUGCUGGAAGAUGGGCGGAGGGCGAGGGUGAGAAGGUUCUUCUAGGUGUGCUCUUCAGUGAGUACGCUGGCUUGGUUGGCGAAGCUGCUGGGCGUGCGAUGGCUGGCUGA